UACCCUUCCACACGGAGUUUAAGUUACAAAUUCGCUGAAAAAUCCUCGUAGAUGACUCGGUACGCGUUAUCCAUUAUACAUAAUAUAUAAUAUAUAAUAUAUCCGUCUCCAAGAUCAUUUCAUUUCUUCAAUCUCAAUUUACUUUCUUAAAAUCCUUAUUAAGGCUAGCGCGUGGUAUGAUGAGUUCAAUUGGGGUUGUUAAUGAUGUAGAAGACAAUGUUGAAAACAGUCCGUGCAGUGUUUCUGGGCUCCCAGUAGGGCUUACUCUUGGCUACAGUUCUUGUUUCAAUAAAGGAGUCGGCCAACUGAAUGUUUUAAGUAUAACAGGCAACAGCGAUUAUCCUUCUAACCUACAUAACCUUUCAUUCUUAGGGCGUUCAUCCAAUCUAACAGCUAUCAUAUUCGAGCACGUGUCGCUUCCCUCUCAGCUUCAACCCCUCUUUGCAUUGAGGAAGUUGAAACAACUUUCCUUUGUUAUGUGUGAGAUUGGUGAUGCUUUGAAGAGUUUCACCACUGAGUCAAAUUAUAACAUGCUACCGAAUCUCACACAUCUCGAAUUCGAUAUGUGCUAUGAUUUUAAACAACUGCCAUCAUGGAUUUGUAAUCUAGCUCAUCUCCAGAAGCUAAGCAUCACCAACUGUCAUGAGCUUGAUGCUCUUCCUAAAGAGUUGGGGGAUUUGUCAAGUCUUGAAAGCUUGAAUCUGCAUAGCUGCACGAAACUACAGGAAUUGCCUGCUUCGAUUGGAAGUUUGCGUAGUUUGAGUUAUAUUGAUAUAUCUGAUUGUUUGAGUAUAAGUGUAUUGCCUGAAGAAUUUGGUGAACUGUGUGGCCUGCAAGUGCUUAAGAUGAACGGUUGUACAGGGUUGCAAGAGUUGCCAAUGUCCACGAGUGAAUUGUCACAGUUGGACGAAGUGAUAUGUGAUGAAGAAACGUCGUAUUUGUGGAUUGAUAUUGAAAGUGAUCUUCAUAAUCUGAAGAUAAAUGUUGUUGAAGAUGAUAGAUUAGAAACUUUUAUGAAAAUUGUGCAUUAAGCUUCAUAGAAGUACCUUUUUAAGAGUAAUUUUGUAAAAUGUUCUACAAGAGUAAUUUUGAUAGUUACUGAUAAUUACAAAAAUGACAUCGUGCUUUUU
Molecule: messenger RNA, 1130 nt
Organism: Helianthus annuus (common sunflower)
Lineage: Eukaryota; Viridiplantae; Streptophyta; Magnoliopsida; Asterales; Asteraceae
Product: probable disease resistance protein At5g66900
Exons: 1
Coding region: 177-1031 (284 amino acids)
Biological process (GO): defense response to fungus
Source: RefSeq, a predicted model, not a curated record